AUGAGCUGGAUGGACUCCUGGUCGCGGCCGGGCAAGUCGCAAGCCACGCCCGCGCCGUACUAUCUGCUGCCCGGCGGCGAGUCGACGCCGUACUGCCGGUCGUGUGGGCGGGUGGUCAGUUCCCGAAAGGUGAACAAUUCGGCCGAGGCCGCAACAAAGAACGACAAGGAUAAGGAUAAUGUAGUGACAGCCACAGCCAAGUACUGCUCGGCGCGCUGUCGGCACAGCAAGCCGCGGAAGCUGGACCGUGAUAUCGAGGCUGCUUUCGUAAGGCUGCUUUGUGGUGAGGAGGUAGAGGUAGAGCGUGCUGGUGCUGGCGAGAAGGGGGGAGGGGGAGAUGGGGAUAGAGACGGUGGCAUUGGCGGUGAAUUGGCGAAGGGCAACCAGCCAGAAGAACACACCACACGCAAUGCGAAAACAAAGCCGAAAACAAACCCAAAAGUUAAGGUGGUAAACAACAAGAAGAAAGCAGUCAAAGGCGACCCCCGCAUCCUCGUCUCCUGCGACGAAGUAGAAACCGCCGUCUUCGGACCCCGAAACUCCGACCCGGAGAAGACGUUUGGGCGGAAGAAGAACCGCGCCUCGCGUGUCCUGCCGACGUCCUCCGAAAAUGAAAACGAGAACGAGACUUCCAACGGGCGUCGUCAGGAGGGCGAGGGCGGAGUAGGCGAUGAAGAAGACACCGUCGCCAUCCACAGCGGGGACGGCAGCCUCGGCGACUUCGACGUCGACGAAGAAGAAGUAGCUGCCAGACCCGAUAUUAUCGACGGCGACGUCCUGGCCCGGCUUAGUAUCAGGAGCGGGACGCGCGUGCGCCCGCCGCAGACGGUCUCGGAGGUGAACGGCAGCGUGGGUGGGGAGAAGGGCCGCGCGGAGCGUAUUGAGGAGACCGAGGAGAUGGCGAGGAGGAGGGCCGAGGGGCAGCGGUGGGCAAGGCAGCGCGAGAUGGUACGGUUCCUGUCCAACCUUUGCCUCGUUAACAAGCGCUUCAACGAGAUACUUUCUACCCAUUUCUAUAGGGAACUCUGGUUCAGCGGUCGGAACCGCGACUUCCUGCUCGAUUCCGAGAAGUUUGACCUACUUCUAGGAAACUAUCGCCUAAAAUACGUGAGGAACUUGGUCUUUUGCGUUCACGAGGACCUUCCGCGCGGUCAGAGAAACGGCAGAGAAAGAAAUACUCCCGAUGCAGAUCCCGGCACGGAAGAUAAUGCGAACCCCGGCGUAGAAGACAAUGCCGAGCCGGGCACAGAAGACGAUGCGGAACCGGGCACAGAAGACGAUGCCGAGCUGGGCACAGACAACCAUGGCGAACCAGGCACGGACAAUACUGGUCAAAAUGCUAGCAAUGGAGACGACGACAACAACGAUGACAACAACGACGACAACAAAGACGACAACAACGAUGGCAACAACGAUGAUAGCGACGAUGAGGGAGAAUACCCAUGUACGCUUGCGUCUUCAAACCCUAGAUGCCUGUAUAACCAUAAAUACGAGGAUGCGCACUUUAUUUGCCUUGCUCCCCAGCUAGAGAAUUUCUCAUGGGAGGGGUUUUCCCUAUUCUCCGACACGGUAUGGGCUCUGUACCGAAACUGUAGCGAACUGAGGGCGUUCGAGCUACGGAGCAAUCAGGUCGACUCUCGAACCGGUCAUCACUUGAAUGAAGAACGUCAGCCAAUCCGAGGCCCGAUUUGGGAGCAACCGGUCAAUGUUCUCUUCGAAGUCCCCACGUUACCGCCCUUCCGGAAUCUUCGGACGCUGCACAUUAUGCAGAUCUGGAGCUACGACUUCAAUUUUUGGAGGGAGGUGAUCGUUGAGAUACUUGUUAACUCGCCGAAUUUGACGAGUUUGAGCCUUUCCAUCGCCCACAGAGCCCGGUGGUGGGCUAUGGGUCCGGAUCACCAUCAGCUUUCUCCUGAGCACCAUCCAGCCUUCUUCCUUCGGGAGCUUUGCCGUCUAUACUCGAAGGAGGGAGGCAAGCCGAUUCGACUUCGGAAGCUAGACUUGGGGCAUUUUAUGUUCAUCUUACGAUCAGCCACGAGGGACCAUCAGCUACGCCCAAUGAUCCCCGACGAAUAUUCAAAUGGCGGUCAUCUUGAUCUUUUGGUUGAUUCGUCACAACUGCAAGAGCUGAAAGUAGACCUGGUAGGUGCUACACGUUUCACGGAGUACCCAGCCGAAGAUUUGAGAACCAGGUGGUGGCCCACCGCCCCUGGACAUCUCCCAGCAUUACGGAAGCUCACCGUGCAGGCGCCGACAUUCUGGUUCGUACAGUGGGCAACAUAUUGUCGACACCACGGCUCGCCACUAGACAGUAUGGGCAUGAUCGAAUACGAUGACUAUCUGGAUCGAUAUGCCAGCGUGUAUGCGGACGGUUCCCAUGAUGAGGCCGAAUGGCACGAGCUUCUUUGCUGCGAGCCCAGAGCGCUCUUGUUUCACACUGAUUCUGAAAACCGGGGCGUUUGUGAGCGCCUAGCAGCAUGCCGGUCCAUCAAAGAGCUUGCGUUUCACUCCGUCAAGGCCCGUGUGAAUAUCAGGUCUCUGGUUGCCGCAAUGCCCCAGCUCGAAAGCCUCUGGGUCAUGUGGCCUCGAGCAUUCCGCGCUUUGACGGCACAGCAACAGAGAAUCGCGCAUGAGCAACUAGUCCGCGACCUCGCUUCUCUCGGGACGGCAUUGAACUCGCUGGCAUCACCAAUAUCAGCCGCGGCGGCAUAUGGAGCGCCCAUCAGCACCACUGUCGACCUCGGCUACACUAUUUACGAUGGCACUGCCUUGGCCGCUGGAGUGAAUCAGUACCUUGGAAUGCGGUAUGCUGCUGCUCCUUUGGACGACCUCAGAUGGCGUGCACCUGCGGACCCUGCUGUCGACAGGACACCGCAAGACGCCGCUGCGUUUGGCCCGAUCUUCUGGUUGUACAUACAAGGAGGCGGCUAUGCUCACAACAGCAAUGCUAACUACAAUGGCACGGAAGUCGUCGUCGCCUCUAACCACAGCGUCAUCCUCGUGAACUUCAACUACCGGGUAGGCGCGUUCGGCUUCCUCGCUAGCGAACACAUACAACGCGACGGAGAUCUGAACGUAGGCUUGCUUGACCAGCGCAAGGCGAUGCAAUGGGUCCAGCAAUACAUCCAUCUCUUUGGCGGCAAUCCGGACCAUGUAGUUAUACAUGGUGCAUCUGCGGGAGCCGGUUCCGUCUCAUACCACCUCACAGCUUAUAAUGGUCGAGACGACCACCUCUUCGUGGGCGCGGUCCCUGAGUCGACAUUCUGGCCGAUUCACCGGACUGUCCCCGAGCUGGAGUAUCAGUUUGAUCGCUUCGUGGCGAACGUCAGCUGUUCUGCUGCCUCUGAUGUAAUGCAGUGUUUGAGGUCCAAAAACACCACUGUCCUGCAGUCUUCCGACGUCGCUUCGCCAUACCCCGGCCGCGUCAACAACUCGUUAUGGUAUUUCACGCCUUGCAUUGACGGCAACUUCUCGACAGAUCUCCUGUACAACCUCUUUGAAGCCGGGAAGGUCGUCAAAGUGCCUACGAUGGUUGGCGACGACACCAAUGAGGGGAGCGUCUUCGCUACGGACGUCGCGACGAGCGAGGAGUUCCUCGAAUUUAUGAAGGACAACUACCCCAGACUCACGAGUUCCGAAAUCCAGCGUAUCAACGCUACGUACCCGUUGAUGACCCCCCUUCCAGAGCACAACGCCUGGUUUCCGUCGGCAUCCGCCGCUUAUGGUGAGAGCACGUUUACUUGCCCAGGCAACCAGAUCGCCGCGUCCAUGGCGAAAUACCUGUCACCCGACCAGGUAUGGAACUACAGGUACAACGUCGAAGACUAUUCGGAUGCUGCUGCUGGAGUCGGCACGCGGCACACCGCGGAGACACCAGCCAUCUUCGGGCCGCCGAACGGGGGCUGCGACGACUGUUCCUACGACACGUAUAAUGCGCCCAUAGUGCCUGUCGUUAUGGAUUACUGGAUGAGCUUUGUCAAAACUCUCAGUCCGAACGCUGAUCGUGAUCCGGUCGCUCCGUACUGGCAGCCGUGGGGCGCUCAAGGUGGGAAUGGGACUGGGACUGGUAGGAGGCUGAAGUUUGAGUUGAAUGAUACUGCCAUGGAGACGGUGCCGCUUCAGCAGGUCCAUCGAUGCGAUCUAUGGCGGAGUUUGGCAUCUACGAUGGAGCAGUGA
Molecule: messenger RNA, 4176 nt
Organism: Anthostomella pinea
Lineage: Eukaryota; Fungi; Ascomycota; Sordariomycetes; Xylariales; Xylariaceae
Source: the annotation of a GenBank genome assembly